This is a messenger RNA of Dipodomys spectabilis (banner-tailed kangaroo rat), 830 nucleotides long. RefSeq names its product ATP synthase F(0) complex subunit B1, mitochondrial. Bases 39 to 809 code for a protein of 256 amino acids. Gene Ontology annotation, molecular function: proton transmembrane transporter activity. Gene Ontology annotation, biological process: proton motive force-driven ATP synthesis. The record is from RefSeq and is a predicted model, not a curated record. The transcript has a single exon. NCBI's taxonomy places the organism in Eukaryota, Metazoa, Chordata, Mammalia, Rodentia, Heteromyidae.
CUGGCGGGCUGUGGUUGGUGUGUGGACGUUUGCUGGCCAUGUUGUCCCGGGUGGCAGUCUCCGCCGUAGGCACCGCGGCUCCCUGUCUGAAGAACGCAGCCCUCCUAGGACCGGGGGUAUUACAGACAAAAAGAAUCUUUCACACUACACAGCCAAGUUUUGCCCCUCUACCACCCCUUCCUGAAUAUGGAGGAAAAGUACGUAUGGGGCUAAUUCCAGAGGAAUUCUUCCAGUUUCUUUAUCCUAAAACUGGUGUAACAGGACCCUAUGUGCUUGGAACUGGGCUUAUCUUGUAUUUUCUAUCUAAAGAAAUAUAUGUGAUUACUCCAGAGACCUUCUCUGGCAUAUCAUUACUAGGAUUGAUAAUCUAUGCUAUUAAAAAGUAUGGAGCCUCGUUUGCAGAAUUUAUUGAUAAAAUCAAUGAGCAAAAAAUUGCCCAACUAGAAGAGGUGAAACAGGCUUCUAUCAAACAAAUCCAGGAAGCAAUUAAUACAGAGAAGUCACAGCAGGCACUGGUUCAGAAACGCCACUACCUUUUUGAUGUCCAAAGGAAUAACAUUGCUAUGGCCUUGGAGGUUACUUACCGGGACCGGCUGCAUAGAGUAUACAAGGAGGUAAAAAAUCGCCUGGACUACCAUAUCUCUGUGCAGAAUAUGAUGCAUCAAAAGGAGCAAGAGCACAUGAUAAACUGGGUGGAGGACCGUGUGAUACAGAGCAUCUCUGCACAGCAGGAAAAGGAGACAAUUGCCAAGUGUAUCACAGAUCUAAAGAUGCUUGCAAAGAAGGCUCAAGCACAGCCAGUUAUGUAAAUGAAUCUCCCAACAGAGAUC